AUACAUAUCAGAAACAUGUGCAAAAAAUAAUUUUAGUAGAUAUAUUUGACAACUCGGUAUAAUGCGUAGAAAAUUAUAAUAAGGUUCGCACUUGUAAGGAAGAGAAUUUUAGAUUAUGAUGCAACAGUGUUUUUGGCAAAUAUGAAUGAAGGAAGUUAAUGGAUUGUUGAGCUAAAAUGUAUUUUGUAUACGAUUGAAAUUUGCAUGGAAAAGUAUUUCCCAUUUCCACUAGGGAGGGCGUGCGCGCGCAACACUGUGACUGUGACUGUGACUGUGAUCGCCGCCAUCUUACCGUGACGCGCAGUUUACAAGUAUAUUCUCUGUGAGUGACGAUUUUGUGAAUUUGACGUGGCUCAUACGUAUUUACCCAUUCCGAAUAUCAAAACGUAGUGACGAUAAAUACGUAAGUGGGGCGAAAUGGAGGGACUGGUGGAGGAGAAUGGGGCACCACCUUCGCUGGAUCCUUUAGGCCCACCACCUGCUCCAGAACAGGUACAGCAGUAUUUGGUGCAAUCUGUAAUUCAACCCACUCAGCAGUCAGUGAUCCAAUCUGCUACGAAUAUUCCAAUGCAAAUUUCAAAAGGAAAUGUUAUUCUUCUUAGUAAACCUACAAACUCAGUUAUACAUACGACACAGGGUAGUUUGCAAACUUUACAAAUAAAACCAGAGCCUACCACUCUUAUGACAACUCCAAUGCAUAUGGCUGAAUCUAAUAGUGAUGAUAAUAGUGAAUUUAGUGAUGAAGAAAGUCCCAAAAAACGUCGAGAUUUGUUAACCAGAAGGCCAAGUUAUCGAAAAAUUCUGAAUGACUUGGGAGGCGGUGAGAUAGCUGGUACAUAUCGAUUGAUACCUGCGGGAGCAUUACAAAUAUCUAGUGGUCAAGAUUCACCAUUACUCACAAUGCAAGGAGGUACUGGAGCAACAAUUGUACAAUACACAUCAGGACAGGAUGGUCAAUUCUUUGUCCCAGUAGCACAAAGUGGUACUUUAAGUGGAUCUGUUUUAGGAGAGGAUCAAAAUCGUAAAAGGGAAAUGAGAUUGCUUAAAAACAGAGAAGCGGCCAGAGAAUGUCGAAGGAAAAAGAAGGAAUAUAUAAAAUGUCUAGAGAAUCGUGUUGCAGUACUUGAGAACCAAAAUAAAACUUUAAUUGAUGAAUUAAAAUCUCUAAAAGAACUAUAUUGUCAGCAAAAAGCAGAGUGAAUUUAGUAUAGCAUAUGAGAAUUAGUACCCUUGAGAACCUUUGCCUUCAUAGCAUGAAAUUGUGCAAGGCUUUGCUGAUCAUUGCUAUAUAUUUAGACAUUUGUGAGCAUAUUUGGUUGACUCUGUAAAAUACUCAGCGAGGAGAGAAGUAUCAGGCAAGUAAUCAAGUUUUAUUACUUAAUGCAUAACAACACGAAUGACAGUUAAUUAUUAAAGUUUUCCAGAUUAUAUAAUUAUAUUUAUAGUAUAUUUUAAAUUAUUAUUUGAAAAUUAAAUUGUUGCGACUAAUUUUAUCCAUGCUAAUGAGUAAAAUGUGAUCUGGGUAUUGACUAUUAGAUGUUUCAUCAACGAAGAAGUUGUUAAUAAUGUUUUUAAAUUAUAAAAUGCUAGAUAUGCAACAUAAUGAGAAUUUGUAUAUAAUGUAUAUUUAUAAAGAAAAUUUAAAUAUCAAAUUAUUUUUAAGUAUGAUUUAUUAAUUUUUAUUUA
Ctenocephalides felis (cat flea) is the source of this 1686-nucleotide messenger RNA. Its product is annotated as cyclic AMP response element-binding protein B-like. The transcript is spliced from 6 exons. Gene Ontology annotation, biological process: regulation of transcription by RNA polymerase II. Gene Ontology annotation, cellular component: nucleus; transcription regulator complex. Gene Ontology annotation, molecular function: RNA polymerase II cis-regulatory region sequence-specific DNA binding; protein binding; DNA-binding transcription factor activity, RNA polymerase II-specific. NCBI's taxonomy places the organism in Eukaryota, Metazoa, Arthropoda, Insecta, Siphonaptera, Pulicidae. The record is from RefSeq and is a predicted model, not a curated record. Bases 418 to 1200 code for a protein of 260 amino acids.